Molecule: messenger RNA, 2955 nt
Organism: Besnoitia besnoiti
Lineage: Eukaryota; Apicomplexa; Conoidasida; Eucoccidiorida; Sarcocystidae
Exons: 8
Coding region: 1-2955 (984 amino acids)
Source: RefSeq, a predicted model, not a curated record
AUGGAGCACUCCCAGCUACGGCUGUACGAUGGCUAUGAGGACGUGUAUCAACUUAAGUACAACAUCGGGGAAGCCAUCCAGAAGAAGACAAGUCAAGCAUGCGAGACUGUGGAGACCGACGGGUACUUCCGCUAUUGCGAGAUGGCCUACGAGACGCUGCGCGAGAAUGAGCCCCCUGCACGGAAGCUUGUCUUGAGCGGGAUCACCCGCGAUAUUCCGCCCACAGCAUUCACGCUGAAAUUCGCCGGUUUGUAUCCGCCAAGUUCUAACCUAACGAACGCAGUGCCGCUCUGGUACAUACAAAUAGCCUCAGGCUACCCGAAAACGCUCAAAGAAAAGCAAGAGCAAGCAAUUAUUGAUGACACAUACCAAAAGAUCAUUAACGAUCUGUACGAGGAGGACGAGUGCAUUGGUUGGACGUUUCGACCCUUCAUUGACAAGCGUUUACGAGAAUCAAAGCCGAAGAUUAGCCACCAGUCCUUUUUCUAUACGCCUCCACUUCCCCUGCUCCCUACCAUCGUCCGCGGCUCCCCGUCAGACAGCUUUCCGUUCUUUCUGAACCUGACGUUUGGCGUGAACACUUUUUCGACUGGCACCACCGUCGAUUUCACCUUCCCGCACGUGUUAUUCAGCGGGAAAGGGGCUUCGGCGCUGAAUCGCUACGACCCCUUCCUGCGCGAGUUUCUCGCAAGUGCGCCACCGGAGCUCAGAGUCACUGAAGUUGACGGGAGGACCUCCGUCAGAAUCGCCGAUGUGCGCCUGCGACGGCAGACGCCACUCUCCUUCUACAUAACAGUUCCUGCACUCGCCGCUUUUGGACACCUCAGUCCGGUAUGGAGCCAGCCUUACGGUCCCAAAGAGUACCUCGCGAAGCACGGAUGGGGCCUCGUUGUAAGAGACAAAAAGAACAGGGAACUGCUCUCCACAUUCAGCUUCCCCACCCCUGUCUACAGUCGGCGCAUGAUUGGAGGCGUCGUGGGACCCGAGUUUCAGCGGUGGGGCAAGAACAAAGAGCUCGAAAUGGCACUCAUCCGGCUGUUCUUCGGCCCGGAUCUGCCGCAGUCCAAGCUCCGCAUUGUCGUCAGCGUCAUGUCUAACCCCCUCGACGCGGUGGACGGGGUCGUGAUGAAUCGCAAGGACCCGUCGGUCUGCACAGCGAUUCUGCGAGGGCCUGACGCCCUCAUUGUCCACGUAACGUGUCCGGAAUUGGCGCAAGAGACAUAUCAAAUUGACGUCUCCAUGCAAAAUGGAGAGCGGAGGUUCCCAGUGGGAUGGUAUGUGGUGGGAGUCGUCCCUCAGCAGAAUCCUGCUGAUAUCGCCUGGCUCAAAGUACGAGUAUUUGAUUCCGAAAAGAAGAAGCUUUAUGAGUCCACGCUCUUGUCCGACCGCCUGCAGCGAGUCGUGCAGCAGGAGCCGUGCAUCAAUCGCUUCUCCAUUCAGCGAAUCAAGCACCCAUUCACAGGCUACACCUCAAACAUUAGGCUGACGUUUCAGCUGUUCAACUGCUUCAGCCCCACGCAGCCACUGCGGCCUCUGCCGCAGCAAACAGAACCACUCGAGGCUCGAGUGCCCCCAGAGGAUGGCUGGUCCAACAAAGAGUACUUCAGUAAUGUCAACGUCAUCCGACCUAAUCGUCCAGACCAGCGCGCGACCGGAAGGGCACCGCUGCGUCAAGCCAUGGAAAACCUCGCCCAGCAUGGCGGUAGCGGAACAUGUUCCACAGUCAAAGGCCCAGCAGCAGAUGUCACGUCCGUCUUAACGGACUUGAAUCGGCUUGACCCUCCUCAUAACCUCAACCUGAUGAAGCAGCCGAGCUUACUUCCCUCUUCGCCCACGCUGGCUGCAGCGUCUGUGUACUACAACUUCGCUACGCGGGACGAGGCAGGCCUCCCGCGCCCGCCAGCCAUGCGCAAGGACGCCCCGGCUCAUCGAAACCCGAUGUCGGUCCACGUGGCAACGAGAGACACUGGAGAAAUGAAGGAUGCCAAGUGGACUCAUCCAAGUGCUCGCAUUCAUGUGCAUAUUCUCGUCGACGAAGUGGCUUUGAGCGAGGAGGCUAUGAACGCGUUCAAGCGCUUCAUCGCCAGGAAGAUACGAGAUCCCAAAACGGGCACUCUCUGCCGAAAAGACAAGAACGUGUUCUGUUCUGUCUAUUCUUGGACCCAUGCGAGUAAAGCAGUCGCGUGGGACACAGAGACUCCUCUGGCUGAGUCUGACUUCUCGGAUGACAGCAUUUCUCCUGACAGCGGAGCCUGGGACGUCUUCAAUCAGCUGAGGACUCUUGUUAACCACGCCACAACAGUCAAGUGUGGCGGCAACGCGGCUCGUAUGAACUGGGUUAUUCUGAUUACCCACUACAUUUCGGCGAUGAACUAUGAGCUUGAAGUGACGGCAGCGAAUCCAUCCGUCUACACGCUCCACGAGAGGGAUGCGGAGCCUGUGCAUGCGGUGGUGAUUGGAUGGAAUCCGGAACUGCCAGAGAAACCAAAGUUUCUGCAGGAGCGCCUAGAGGCUUUGCCUUUUUCGGAUGUUCGCCGCGUUUUCGUUGGCGCCAUGCAAGACACGAGAAUGCGGGCAGUCGCUCAGGAACCCGUGUUCAUAACAUUCAUUUUCCCCGAGACCACUCAAUACCUCGCAGGCCAUGUCGCGGCUAUGCAAAACUUGGAAGAGCUGUUAUUCCUUAUUCAAGAAGAAUAUGCUGACAGCUUCGUCACAGUAGAUAUCUGUCGCCACCCGCUGCCACCUGAAGGAUACAAGUUCGGCGACUACGUUAAUACCCGAACAAGCUCUGAGGACCUUGUCCGGCCUAUCGAUCUUCUGUACAACGGAAUCGUGUUCGAUCGAGUAAACUGGACAAUAUCGCGCGCCGAGGUCGGAGUGUAUACGGCGGCAAAGCUCAGCUGGCAGUUCGAUAUGGCGUGUGACGGGGAGCUGGCGAAACAGGAGACGAAGUAA